AAUGGCGUCCGCCUCCUUCACACAAAAUUGACAAAACCUUGACACUUCGUUCACGCGUUGUCAGAGUUCUUUGUCUUCUGACGUCUUAUGGAGGAGACAUUUUGAGACGUAGUACGUGUAGAUGUUAACAACACUCUCUUCCAUGAAUGGCAGCCGUUCCAGCUCCACAUUGAGACUUAUGGAUGAUAGAAUGUUUAGCUCUGACUCCAGCGCCGGAGGCUUUGAAGAGAGGGGAAGAGAGGAUGAGUUCCUGAAUGAUUCUUACACUUCUUCGAUUGUUGAGAUCACAGAUAUCGACAGUCGAGGAAACAACACCCCGUAUCACACCACCGUUAUCCUGAAGCGAUGCAGACAACAAGUAUUGAUGCCAUACUGGAAACUUCUCUUCCUUAUUGGCUGGCGACCUUUUGGCAGGGAUCGUAUCAACUACCACUGGGGCUGGAGGAUCCUCAACCUAAUCUACCCCGUCCUGCUGGUUGCAUUGAUGUUCUAUGUCUACACUUACAGAAUACUAUCCUGUCAGAGCAGAUAUGACGUACCAAUAGCAAUAGUAACCACCACGAUUCCAGUGACGAACUCCUCCCCAGCUUUAACCACCACCAUACCAGCCAACAGCUCCUACGACCUCACCCCCUCGGUGGAUACUUACCAUCUGUGUACCCACCUGGCCACCUCCUACAUCCUGCCAGACAUCCUUCAUUUCAUGGCAUUCCUGCUGGGUUUCUGGUACUUCAGGGUACAAGACAACGAGCAAAUGGAUGCCCUUAUUCAGCAGGCUUUCUUACACGCUACACCGAAUCAACAUGGAAGCAACACACAGGCCAUGAUGAUAAAGACAAUGAAGUGGAUUCUUGUUGGUGGUGCCCUGUGGGUGUUAGUCGCAAUAGGCAAGAAUAUACUCUUUCUGGUUGCAUUUGGACUUGACAACACUGUUUAUCCUUUCUUCACUGAAGAUGCUUGGAACGGAGUGAAUAUUGCUCUACUCUGCCUCAACAUGUUCGGUUGUCUCAUCUACAACUUGAUCAACACGGCCGUCGUCGUCAACUACACUGUGCAAUGUGAAACCAUCAUCUGCUUUGUUCGUAGCAUUCGGGAACGCCUGCUGGAGAAGACUAGUGACCUGCGAAUGAUCAUGCAUGAUAUUUUAAAAGUCUGGCAGGCCACGCAGCAGCUAAAUGGACCAAUGGCGAAGAUGAUGUCGUUGUGUGCCUUUAACUUCGCUUCGCUGGUCAUAGUAGGUAUAAGCCUACUGCUGUUUCAUCGUAACGUACAAACCACGCCGUUAGUGGUCACAUAUCGUAUGUGCUAUCUACUCGUCUGGCUGACUAUUCUGGUGUUUCCUUUUGUACAGGCUGCUAGACUGAGUGCCACGUACAAUAAGUUUGAGCAAGCAGCAUUGGAGAUGCGGGUGUUCGGGUACCAGACCGCCUCGCCACAGGAGUUGGACUCCUUUCUGCAGUUUGUGUCGACAGCCAAGUGCAAGGUUCGACUUCUGUUCAUUCCCGUCAUGAAUGCCAAUGUUUACGGGACGCUCCUCUUAGUGUCGUUCCUACUGCUGAUCCUGGUUCAGACUGGAGUUAUCAAAGGUCCGUCAAACUACCUCUAGUGGCUGUGAAGCAAGAAAGACGCUCCGUACGUGAGUCACCCAUUAAAAACAGACCCGAGUUUGUCCUUGAGUUCUGGUUGGUACUCACCCAUUUUACAAAGAGCUGGGCCUAAUUUUAUUGCUCUGCAUACUUCAAUUAAUCAAUCAUCAAUCGUAAAUUUAUAACGCACUAAUCCAACAGUCGUUGCUCAUAGCGCCGUACAGUAAAAAAAAGAAGUUGAGAUUUAAGGAGAGUUUUGAAAUUUGAAGUAGAUUGCCUGAUGUUUUCAGGAAGAUGAUUCCACAUCCUUGGUGCUGCGAUAGAAAAGGAACGAUCCCCCCAACUGUGUUUAGUUCUUUGAAUGUGAAAAAUUGAAAUGUGGGAACAGGAAUACAGAUUUCUAACAGGUUCUUUGAUUGACAAUAAGUCAAUGAGAUAUGAAGGGGCUGAGGCAUUGAGGCAGCAAAACACAAGCAGGAGGAUCUUAAAUUGAGAGCGUGACUCUUCAGGAUUGGUGUCACAUGAUCACAUUUUUGGCACAUACUACCAAACGAGCUGCCCAAUUCUGAAGUUUUUGGAUGGUCAUAUUUGCUUACUGUGCAAACGGCAAAUUUCUACAAAACCUGUGUAAGCGAAGAGUGCCUAGAAACAUGGAGUACGUACAUAAACAAGCAAAACUUUCCUGCUACUUUUGAAUUACGUGGGACUUAAGUUCCUUACUUCCAGAAGUGCUGAUGCUAAGCUUAUGGUAAGCAGAGCCUUUAAAUUGGGCCCAGUUCUCAACAUAAUCUUUCUGUUUGAGGUGUCACUGCCUGUGAGUUUACUGACAAAAAUAUCAACAAAAUUUUACAGAUUCUAUGACAUGAAGUAUUGGAAAAAAUGUGUUUUAAAGCAGCUUUGAAUGAUACAAAUCAACCAAACUUAAGAAAUUGGAUAAGAAAAGGUAGGACUUUCUCUCUGCUCUUCAGCAUUUUGAUUAUUUGAGGCUUGUGAGUCAGAAUCACUAUGCCUUGGGGAAGUGGGUUCCAGGCAGGAUGGAAUGGUUAUAAAACAACCACUUUACUGAUAACGGCUGAAGAGUCACAGUAAAACCGGUCAGUAGGAUUAAGAAAUUUUAGUAAGUGGGAAAUUUAUGGAUGAUGAUGACAGUGAAGGAAUCUUCACGCGACUCCAGUACUAACUUCCCACAAAUUAACUUUUUUAUUUUUGUUAAUUAAUUUUGGUGACCAAAAAAACAGAUAUUAGUUUUUUUGGUAUGAACCGGCAAAACUAUUGCAAGACUACUUUAUUAUUCUUGUUUGAUAUUGGAUAUCAUUACUGAGGCUGAACCAUUGUUUACUCUUUAGUUUAUUUUCUUUGAGAGCACAGAUAAGGACUAAAUAAGUCCCAAACUGUCUGAACAAUUGUUCAAAGUUUUGUGUUUGAUAGAUGAAAGUUGGUUAAUUAAAAACAGUACUCCUUGUGAAACCAGCUUUUAUAAAAAGAAAAGAUACAAACUUGUAACACUGAAAUACAAACUUUUCUUUUUGAAAUAUUGGUGUCUUGGAGCAUUAUUUUGGAAAUUCUUGAUGGCUUCAGAUUAUCGGCAAACUGGAGCUUGAAUAGCGCCCUCAUUGUGUGAAACUUUGGAAAAUUUAUAUUUCCUAUAGUUAUAAUUCAUUGACUUUCCAAAAACUGACCAAUGCGUUGGUCUCUAAGAGAGACAGUAUUAUUGCAGUAUUAUUGUCAAAAGAUGUUCUUCCAUUUUAAUAAUUUCAUUAAUUAUUCAUUAAUCUUAAAUGUGAAUAGUCAACAAGCUUGUCAGUGCUAUCAAAAAUAUAUUUUGCAAAAACAGAUCCUGUUUGUUGCACAAUUUUGAUGUAUACUUAGAUCCAUAUAGAUAAAUAUAUUAAUUUUUGUGAUGUUUCCAAGUACCAAUAAUUUUUUAUAACAAGUCAAAAGAAAGACUUAAAUCAACUCGGACGGAGCCAUUUUUAAGGCAGAGACUAUGUUUCAAAAAUGGUUUGAUACAAAUAAAUUAUUCCUUUUGAAAAUUAAAUUUUCAAAAUAUAUGACUUAAAUUUAAUAUAAAACCACAUUAUAACAAUUUAAAGUUACUCAGCAUUAUAUAUUUUAUCGUAAUUAAGCAUACAGUUAAGAGUAUACUUCAGUUCUUUUACUUUUCAACUACUAUCUAUAAAGUCUAACAAACAAGAAUUGUUAAUUUUGAAAUGUUUUUCAUUAUACUUUUGAAAAGAAGUUUUGAAUAAUUUAUUUUGAUUUACAAAAGGAGUUUUAUUUCUUUGAUUUUCUGUAAAAUGUUUUGUAAACCGAAAACUAGCCUUUAUAUGCAAUAUAUUUACAUUUAAAAGUAUUUAAAUAGUGUGCUCUAACGGACAUUUUAGAAUGUGAAAUCCAUAGUUUUAAAUCAUUUUUUACUUCAUCCCGACAAAACAAUGUCUCUCUGGGCACAGCCCAUCAAGUUCAUCAAUUAAUUCUUAGGGCCAUUUCGAAACCACUGCUUCAGCUUUGGUUUUCUGUUUCAAAGUUCCCUGUGCAAUUUUUUAAAUCGUGAAUACAGAUUUUAAGCACACAUUAAAGGGCACCAGACGAAAUUGAGUGAGAAAUAAAGGCACCUCCGAAACCUCGUCUUGGGUUCGGGUUCUUAGCUCCGUUUUGAUAUUUGGAACUCACUGCAAAAAUUAAUGUCCACUGUUCCGAAAUCCAAGUGGGAUCGCGAGCUGGAGCCCAAGUCGAUGUUUGGGGACGAGGUACCGUCCCUGUGGGGACGAAACGGCCUUGCUCCCUGAGAACGAGGAGUCGCUCGUUACGGUUUAAACAGCAUUUUCCAACACUUGUAAAAUGAAAUAAAAAGUGGC
Molecule: messenger RNA, 4444 nt
Organism: Asterias rubens (European starfish)
Lineage: Eukaryota; Metazoa; Echinodermata; Asteroidea; Forcipulatida; Asteriidae
Exons: 12
Coding region: 122-1606 (494 amino acids)
Source: RefSeq, a predicted model, not a curated record